CUCUAGUCCUCCACGUUGCGGCGCCCUCUCUAUGGCGGAAGCGGGGGCGGGUUCCGGCGGGGGGGGGGGGGAAGAGGAGGAGGAGGAGGAGGAGGAGGAGGAGGAAGGCCGGGGGGGGAGCAGCUCCUCAGUGCUCAGCGUCCCCGCGCCAGGGCAUGCCGGCCCCCCCGGGGGGGAUCUGAGCAGAGCCUGGCCCAGGCCCCCUCCUCCUCCCCCCAGAAAGCCCCCGGGGCCGCCGCCGGCUCCCCCCGGCCCCGUUGGCCAUGGCCGACACGCUGGAGUUCAACGAGAUCUACCAGGAGGUGAAGGGCUCUAUGAACGACGGCCGGCUGCGGCUGAGCCGCCAGGGCGUGAUCUUCAAGAACAGCAAGACGGGCAAGGUGGACAACAUCCAGGCCUCGGAGCUGGCCGAGGGUGUGUGGCGCCGCGUGGCCCUCGGCCACGGCCUCAAGCUGCUCACCAAGAACGGCCACGUCUACAAAUACGAUGGGUUUCGGGAAUCGGAGUUCGACAAGCUGUCGGAUUUCUUCAAGGCCCACUAUCGCCUGGAGCUGGCGGAGAAGGACCUGUGCGUGAAGGGCUGGAACUGGGGCACGGUCAGGUUCGGAGGGCAGCUCCUGUCCUUCGACAUCGGGGAGCAGCCGGUGUUCGAGAUCCCCCUCAGCAACGUCUCGCAGUGCACCACGGGCAAGAACGAGGUGACGCUGGAGUUCCACCAGAACGACGACGCCGAGGUCUCGCUCAUGGAGGUGCGCUUCUACGUGCCCCCCACCCAGGAGGACGGCGUGGACCCCGUGGAGGCCUUCGCGCAGAACGUCCUGUCCAAGGCGGACGUGAUCCAGGCCACGGGCGAUGCCAUCUGCAUCUUCCGGGAGCUGCAGUGCCUGACGCCCCGCGGGCGCUACGACAUCCGCAUCUACCCCACCUUCCUGCACCUGCACGGCAAGACCUUCGACUACAAGAUCCCCUACACCACCGUGCUGCGCCUCUUCCUGCUGCCCCACAAGGACCAGCGCCAGAUGUUCUUCGUGAUCAGCCUGGAUCCCCCCAUAAAGCAGGGCCAGACCCGCUACCACUUCCUCAUCCUGCUCUUCUCCAAGGACGAGGACAUCUCGCUCACCCUCAACAUGAACGAGGAGGAGGUGGAGAAGCGCUUCGAGGGCCGGCUGACCAAGAACAUGUCCGGCUCCCUCUACGAGAUGGUCAGCCGCGUCAUGAAGGCGCUGGUCAACCGCAAGAUCACCGUGCCUGGCAACUUCCAGGGGCACUCGGGAGCGCAGUGCAUCACCUGCUCCUACAAGGCCAGCUCGGGGCUGCUGUACCCGCUGGAGCGCGGCUUCAUCUACGUGCACAAGCCGCCCGUGCACAUCCGCUUCGACGAGAUCUCCUUCGUCAACUUCGCCCGCGGCACCACCACCACCCGCUCCUUCGACUUCGAGAUCGAGACCAAGCAGGGCACGCAGUACACCUUCAGCAGCAUCGAGAGGGAGGAGUACGGGAAGCUCUUCGACUUCGUCAACGCCAAGAAGCUGAACAUCAAGAACCGGGGCCUGAAGGAGAGGAAAAAGGGAAUGAAGCAGAGCUACGACGAGUACGCCGACUCUGACGAGGACCAGCACGAUGCCUACCUGGAGAGGAUGAAGGAGGAGGGCAAGAUCCGCGAGGAGAACGCCAACGACAGCAGCGAUGGCUCUGGGGAGGAGACGGAUGAGUCCUUCAACCCUGUCGAAGAGGACGAUGACGUGGCUGAAGAGUUUGACAGCAACGCCUCGGCCAGCUCCUCCAGCGGCGACGGCGACAGCGACCGGGAUGAGAAGAAGCCGGCCAAGAAGGCCAAGAUCGUCAAGGACCGCAAGCCCCGCAAGAAGCAGGUGGAGAGCAAGAAGGGCAAAGACCCCAACGCCCCCAAGAGGCCCAUGUCCGCCUACAUGCUCUGGCUGAACGCCAACCGCGAGAAGAUCAAGUCCGACCACCCCGGCAUCAGCAUCACGGACCUGUCCAAGAAGGCUGGGGAGCUCUGGAAAGCCAUGUCCAAGGAGAAGAAAGAGGAGUGGGAUCGCAAGGCAGAAGAUGCCAGGAGGGACUACGAGAAGGCCAUGAAGGAGUACAGCGUGGGCGGCAGGUCCGAGAGCUCCAAGACGGACAGGUCUAAAAAGAAGAAGAAGAAGCAGGAGAAGCAGAUGAAGGGGAAAGCGGAGAAGAAGGGCGCUGCCUCCAGGUCUUCGUCCUCCACCAAGUCCUCUGCCAAGGGUCUGAGCGAGAGCUUCAAGAGCAAGGAAUUCGUCUCCAGCGACGAGAGCUCCUCCGCGGAGAGCAAGAAGGAGGACUCGGAGGAGGAGGGAGGCGCCAAUUCCCCCCCCAGCUCGGAGGAUUCGGCCUCGGGCUCGGAUUAGCGCUGUGCCCGCUGGCUCCAGGCUGGUUCCCAGCUCAGCGGGAGGACUGAGGGGCUGGGGCAGGGGGCAGGGGGCAGGGGCAGGGCAGGGGGCAGGGGAGGGCAGGGGGGCGCCCACCCAGCCCCGUCCCCUCAGCGCCUGGCCGGGGGGGGCGCGGAGCCUCAGCCCCGCUCCUCACCCACGGAUUUUUGUUUUUUGUUUUUUUUUUUUUAAACCGCUGGGGUUUGGUUUGGUCUCUCUCUUUUUGUUGGUUCCGUUUUGUAUCUGGGGUCCAUUCGCCUUGAAUAAAAAAAAACAAACACCAAAAACA
Anas platyrhynchos (mallard) is the source of this 2703-nucleotide messenger RNA. The record is from RefSeq and is a predicted model, not a curated record. NCBI's taxonomy places the organism in Eukaryota, Metazoa, Chordata, Aves, Anseriformes, Anatidae.